Rhineura floridana is the source of this 663-nucleotide messenger RNA. Its product is annotated as phospholipase A2 inhibitor and Ly6/PLAUR domain-containing protein-like. The transcript has 5 exons. Bases 1 to 663 code for a protein of 220 amino acids. Gene Ontology annotation, cellular component: extracellular region. The record is from RefSeq and is a predicted model, not a curated record. Gene Ontology annotation, molecular function: phospholipase inhibitor activity. Lineage: Eukaryota; Metazoa; Chordata; Lepidosauria; Squamata; Rhineuridae.
AUGCAGGAUCUCCUGAAGGUCUUCCCCUUGUUUGUGAUUCUAACGAUUGGUACUUCUCUGAAGUGUGAAGUUUGUUACAACCUUGGCCUCGCAUGUCAUGGCCCUGUGAAGACCUGUCCUCCUAAGAAAGAUACCUGUGUUGUCGCUUUUGCUGAAAGUACUAUAGAAGGAAAGACCAUUCUCACUGUAGAGAAAUCCUGUGACUCCUCUAAGAUCUGCUCUACACCCCCCAUGUACUUUUAUCUGGGGCUGGGAAAAACCCUCAGGACAAGUUUGACUUGCUGCCGGGGGGACGCCUGCGGAAAAGUCAAGCCUAAAUUACCACCAAUAGAGACCAAAGCUAAUGGAAAGCAGUGCCCUACCUGUUACGCUUGGUCAGACACAUGCAAUGCAAAGAUGAUGAAUUGUACUGGAUUGGAGACAUACUGCUUUGAUGUGGCCGCAACCACGUACUCCAACGGACAACGCCAGCGUAAUAUCAUGAAGGGCUGCACGACUAAAUCGGUCUGUGUUUCAAUAACAAGAGGCCAGUCCCACUUUUUGGGAAGUGUUGAUGUUGUUGAAAAGGCCAAAUGCACACCUGAUGUUUCUAGGGGAUCUCGAUCCUCUGAGCUCCUCCUGCUAACCUUUUCUGGGCUCCUGCUGCUGAAGUUCCUCUCGUAA